Monosiga brevicollis MX1 is the source of this 2436-nucleotide messenger RNA. RefSeq lists its product as uncharacterized. The transcript has 12 exons. Lineage: Eukaryota; Choanoflagellata; Craspedida; Salpingoecidae. Gene Ontology annotation, molecular function: protein binding. The record is from RefSeq and is a predicted model, not a curated record. The coding region runs from base 1 to 2436 and encodes 811 amino acids.
AUGGCUAGAACGCUUCGCUGCCAGAGCGGAUGGGACCGAAUGGCCAUGGUCCUGAUCCUGGCCACGUUUGCCGCCGGCAGCACGCAUACAUUGCCGGCCCUGGACCAGCUCAUUGGCGCGAAUUACCGCGCCCUCCACAGUCGACAGGUCUUGGCAACCAUCCCAGAAACGUCGGGCAUCAUGCUCAUCAGUGAGUGCGGCUACGACCCGCUGGCCAGCUGCACCCCCACGGGACUGACGGCGCGCCGUGAUCUUGAGGAUCCAAGACUUAGCGUCACCCAGGCAGACAUUGUGCUGCGCACGGCAAGCUACAUCAUUUGGCUGAGCACAAAGAUCAAUGGCAAUGCCUCUUGCUUUCAGCCUAGCUCGUCCAAUUUGACGGCACUCCCACCCUUCCCAGCCCCCGACUCUACCCUUCGCGCAGCGGCGGCCUCGGACGCGUAUCUGGUGGCCACCGUCGGGCACUGCCCUGACGUUCAAUGCCAGGUGGACGUCAUCUUCUUGCCCAUGGCUACCCUUGACACCUGGAUUGUUUUAAACGAGGAUAAAGAUGAGCUCUUUGGCCUACAACUAGCCCUGGCCUCGACCUAUCUCACAAACAUCUCCGGCACCUCCGCUGCCAGCGAGACGAGGCUCUUUACAACAACCCUUGCCCACCUCGGUCAUGAUCAAGGGCCAGAGUACCUGAUAACCCAAAUCCUAUUUCGUGCCGAUCUCUCUGCAUCUCCAGCCCGCACCCAAAUGGCGGGUGUGCUCUAUGUCAAUGCCAGCUGGUCUGGCCUACCCUUUGCCCUGCUGCCGCAAGGUGCACUGGUCCUCAAUAAAAAUUCACAAUGGCAAAUUCUCCAUGCCGCGCAACCCUGGGAUGCUGGAAACCCUCUGCUAGACUCUUCCGUGCAACCCGUCGCCAACGAUAUCUGGGUCGUCUUUUAUCGCGCCUCAGCCUCCCUCGGCGAGCGGAUCUGGAUUUAUACUGCCUCGAAUCAGUCCUUGGUGGCCACCAUCACCACCACAGAAGCACUCGAGGUCGUCUUGGUGGGCGACUUGCUGCAGCUCAAUUUUUCAGACCACGGUUGUGGCUACCUCUACUACCUGAGCAUCCCACAGAUGGGCUACAACAGAUAUCGCAUGACGCUAUCUGCGUGCCAAGUCAGCAUUUCUUGGCUGCCUGAGCCCAUCACCACGACCCCUGCUACGUCAACGCCAACUACCGUCCCGACUACCGCUCCGAACAGCACCACCACCACCACUUCCACUACCAUUACCACCACCCCCCGCACGGUGUCAAGUGUUUCCACGACGACAAUGGUUUCAUCCACCCACACCACUCGCUCCAUGCGGCCCACCACCACCACCACCACCACAGCCACAGCCAGCCCUUGGACUUCAACGGCCUCUACAACCAAGCCAUCGCGGGCGACCAAAGGGCUUGAUACCAACACCACGAUUAUUAUCGUCAUCUCCAUCUCAGUCGCUGCCGUGCUCUUGGCGGUCAUUCUGACUUUGCGUUGGCGCCGAGACCGCUGGCAAAAGCUGCGCCACUUCUUCGCUGAUUCACAAGAGGAUGAGAAUGACCACUUGUUGCACAAGGCUGAGCUGGCUGCUGAUGCCGGACAAGAUGAAGAAAUCGCCGAGACCGUCAAGCAUCCUAACGACGAAAUUCUGGCCGAGCUUGAUGCCGACCUGGCCUCGAUUACAACCUCAUUAUCUCCAUCGACAAGUCAUCCCGGGAGUCCGGCUGCCAACGAUUGGCUGCAACAAUGCAUGGAACAUGGAGCGGUGGAUGCCGUGAACGAGGAAGGCGACCCCUGUGUCAUUGUGGCCGUGCAGCAUAACAAUAUCCAAGCUCUGCAGUGGCUUGUGGAGCACAAUGCCAACUUGCUACAGACAGAUCGAUUGGGCCGCAACGUUGUUACUGCCGCCUGCGUGCACGACAACUACAAGGCACUCAAGCUCUUGUUGGACGCCGAGCUGUGCAUUGUGGGCGAUGGCUUUCUGAUGCGGAUGUUUGGGUGCCUCUGCCACAGUGGGCGGCGCGAUGUUGUAUGGGAUCCCUUCCAGUUGCUCUGCCAGAUGCCGGACCUGCGCUCUCUCUUACACGUGUUGGUGACUGAACAGCGGGCCGAUUUGAUGCGAGCAUUGCAGCACUUGAACAGCGAUUUUUUGCCACUGUGCUUGUUUCAUCGUGCCGACGACGGCGUCACGCCGUGGGAUCUGGCAAUGGCGUCUCAUGCCAGCGAAGUGGUGAUGGCAGCCGAGCGGUACAAGGAAGCGUUGCAGCGACACAACGAAACGGAGGCGCAAAUGGUUCACUUUGCCGCCCGGCUGGAUCCUAUGCAGAUUAAGCGAGUUCGACGUGCCUACGUGAUGCGCUAUGUGCGAGCCCGACGUCUGGGCCGACUCUACGCAGCACGUUGCUUUGAUGACGACGCGUGA